Drosophila nasuta is the source of this 796-nucleotide messenger RNA. It is a transcript of the gene bou, whose product is annotated as glycosylphosphatidylinositol anchored membrane protein boudin. The transcript has a single exon. NCBI's taxonomy places the organism in Eukaryota, Metazoa, Arthropoda, Insecta, Diptera, Drosophilidae. The record is from RefSeq and is a predicted model, not a curated record. Bases 254 to 697 code for a protein of 147 amino acids.
CAGUAACAGCUUGGCAUUUGCUGACGACGCUGACAAACGACGAAACGAAUCUCUCGACGUCUCUUGUGAGAGUGUGUGUGUGUGUGUGCGAGAGUGCGAGUGUGAGCAGUGCGUCAUCACCCCGCCAACCCACCUAAACGAACCAUUGCCAAAUCCACCACCAGGCAAAAGCAACGCAACCAUUGUGCAAUCAACGUUACAACGUCAAAUCCACAAAAGAAAGUCAACGUAACAACACAACAACAAGAACGAAAUGUCUCUGUCGACGUCACUGCUGCUGGCUGCGCUGCUGCUGUGCUGCUGCAUAAGCUUGGCAACUGCAAUUGAUUGCUAUGUGUGCGAUGCCAGCGACACGAAGAAUCCUUUCCAGUGCGGCGAAUAUUUUGAUCGCUUCGAUCAGCCCGACAUCCAGCCGCAGAAUUGUUCCAAUGUGCAUGGCGCAACGUUUUGUGUGAAGCAUGUGGGACGCUUUGAGGGCGGCAUUGGGGCGAAACGUUUCUGCAGCUCCAAAGAUUUGGGCAACUAUUGUGAUUAUGUGCGCAACAAGGGCGAUCGCAUGGAUUAUCGCAGCUGCAUCUACACUUGUGACACCGAUGGCUGCAAUGCGGCAACCACCACAACAACAACAACAACAGCUGCUGGACUCUGGGGUGUGGCGUUUACACUAAUCGCAGCGAUCUGGCAACGCUACUGCUGAGCGAGAGAGCCAGAGAUUGAGAGAGCGGCCAGCUAACAAACAUAGCUUUUUGUAAACAAAAUACACACACACGCACACACGUUUUAUUUUAUACAACAA